Messenger RNA from Chironomus riparius, 484 nucleotides. The record is from the annotation of a GenBank genome assembly. NCBI's taxonomy places the organism in Eukaryota, Metazoa, Arthropoda, Insecta, Diptera, Chironomidae.
AUUUACAUUUUACAUGUAAACUUCGCAGUACAAGGAAUUUAAUUAAUUUUUAUCACAUAGUUUUAAGAAAGGACUCAAAAUGAGUAACAAUAAAAGGAAGUUAUCGAAGACUGUUUUAAUGAUGAAAUUCAUGAACAAAACCAGAAUCCAGCAAGAACAGCACGAUGAUGAGAACGAAAAUAUAGAUGUUUUGACAGAUCAAAGAAUCAAAGGUGAACGGCAUAGUUUCUUCAUAAUUGAAAAGAAUUGGGAGAUAAUUGAGAAUCUGAAAUGUUCACGACUUAAUUAUGGUAUGUCAUCAAAGAAAGAUUUUUCAAAUGUACAAACGGAAAGGACAGAAAAUAAUUAUGAUGAGAGAGACUAUAAAGAGCCAAAAAAGAAGCAAAUACGUUUAGUGGCAACUAAACAGGAUUAAUUUUUACAAUUACGAAUUAAUAAUUUAAUGAAAACAUUAUGAAAUAAAUAAACCAAUUUAAAAACUCAA